CAGCUUGAUCCAUCAGUUUACUUUAGGGCGUUCGAUCGAGAGGAAGACAGCAUCGAAGCGGCCGAGUUGCGUCGCGUCGCACGCAUAGUGUCCUUUUUAGCAGUCUGAGAGCGCGUUUUUUUUGUUUGCAAGUGAACACAAACUAUCAGUAGCGGGCUAAUUGGAGUGAGUUUAUUGAUCGAUUAGGGCAAUUAUCGAUUGAAAGUGAUCAUGGAAUGUCCAACAAUGUCAGUGCUGUAUUUAACCUUGUUCCUGGGAUGCUUUGCGUUGUUUGCGAACCAGAGAGCACCAAUAGUGGCUAGUGUCGAUCAGCAAAUGUUGUCCAGACUCGAAUCAAUAGGAUCCAUUCAGCAUUUACAGGAAGCUGUGAAAUACGGUGAGGAUGUGAUCGCCAAAAGCGAACGGAUGGAAAACAUGAUUGCGGGUUCUAGAGUGAAGGUGACCGAGGGAAGUAUUUCCCAUGCGCAAAUAAUCGAUGGCCAUUCGACGGUGGGCACACAGAAGCAGGAUUAUAUCGCGCGAACUGUACUCAAGGCCACAUCACACAUCGUAAAUAGUUAUUGCAAACCACAGGGGAUAUCAUCGUAUGACUGUGGGUUGUACUUGUCCACGAAGAUCAUACCUCAAAGCAAAUUGUUGGAAAAAUGUACAAAAAUAGUGAGCGGUAAAAGCUUCAACGACGAGUAUCGUCGUUUAUUACCGGCCAGUUACCAUGAUGGGAUCUAUCAAUUCCGUAAAAGUGUCACAGGUGGCGAUUUACCGCACCCAAGAAAUGUAUCCAGCAAAUUUCAUGCGUCCCUUGCGGAUGGGAGAAAGGACAGUCUACACAGUGUCGCUUUGGUCCAGUGGACGCAAUAUAUCGAGCACGAUCUAGCCAAAACUACGGUCCAAACCAUGCACGAUGGAACGGACAUCGAGUGUUGCACUGACGAACACAAUACGGUUCUGCCAAGAUAUCUCCACCCGUCUUGCAAACCAUUAUACAUCGCCGAAAAUGAUCCUCAUUACCGACAUCGCCAUGUGACCUGUCUCAACUAUGUGCGUAGUGCAUUGUCACUUGGUGACCGGUGCAAUCUGGGACCGGCCAACCAGCUGAACCAAGCUACAAAUCGACUUGACCUUUCGCAGCUGUAUGGAAACCAUGAAAGUGACAAGGCCUUUCUGCGAACCAAAAGUGGAGGCAAGCUUAAAUCGCAACAGUUUGAUUCAAGCGAAUAUCUCAUGGAAAACAUCGACAAGAAGCUUUGCGUUGCACACGCCACCCUCGAUAGUACCUGCUACGUUUCCGGAGAUUCUCGCGUUAACGUGAACCCGUACGUAACGCUUCUUCACACCCUAUUUCUACGAUCGCAUAAUCGAAUCGCCAAACGGCUGGCUCUCGAUAAUCCCAGAUGGAACGAUGAGCGUCUCUUCGAAAUGGCCCGAAAGGUCAACAUUCAAAUAUACCGAAAGAUCGUCCGUGAUUGGUUGCAGGAGAUUCUGGGCGCCCCGGUUGACAUCGGUCGUAUCGGAAUCAAGGAACGCCGUGUCAGUAACGAGUUUGCGACGGCAGCUAUUCGUUUCUACAACACAAUGAUGCCGGGGGAGAUUUCCAACGUUGCCACUUCCGGUAAGCAUUCGGCGUUGAAUCUAGACGACACGUACUACAAACCGAAGGAUCUCCGCAAGAGGGAAUAUUUUGCCCAUCUACUCAGCUCUGUUCUGCAGCAAAACGCAAUGUCACUGGACACUAGCUACGUGGACGGCAUGGCGCAGCUUUUGUUCAAGACCAAAAACAUCGGCACCGACGUCCUUGCGCUGGACAUUCAGCGAGGUCGCGAUCAUGGUCUCAGCAGUUACGUAAACUACUACAAACUCUGCACCGGGCAGACGGUUCAAUCAUGGGACGACCUCUCGAAAAUAAUCGACCGAGCAGACCUCGCGACGCUGAAAUCGGCGUACGGCUCAGUGCAAGAUGUUGAUCUCAUAGUCGGGGCAAUAGCGGAGAAACCUGCCCGAAGCCCGGAAGCAAUUGUGGGACCCACUCUCGCAUGCAUCAUUCAAGACCAGUUAUCGUACUCACUUGGAGAGGACAACCAUCAGCAUCAUUCGAUCGAUAAAAUACUAGCCAAUUAUAGUGCGGCACGCUUCGUCUGCGAUACCGCGCCGGUGGCACAGGUGCAGCAAAAUAUAUUCCGCCUGCCGGCGGUCGAUAACCCGCUUGUACGUUGCGCUCAGUUUGCAUCUCUGGACCUGACGCCCCUGCGGAAAGAACAUUAGUGCUACCACGAUCAAUACGUAAAUAAACGAGCCAUUAAAAGACAUAAAAAGUUUCUUUCCAUUCGAACAUUCAACAGUGAUGACUGCGCGGAGCUCAGAUUUGUUUUCCCGGAAAAACCGGCGGCGGCGGCUAUGAGGCCAGAAAGCGAGCACUUCUCAGCAGCCAGCAAAAGCAGUUUAUACUAGAAUAAGCAUACACAUGCAAGAUGACUGUUGCUUCUGUUUACAGGACUCACGUAUAGAAAGCAGCCAAAGAACGUGCCUGUGACAUGAAUUAGUGAUAGCUGAAUUCAUUAUAUUUAUUUCCUUUUCAAUAAAAAUCCAGUUUGGUGUUUACCAAUACGUUCAUCAA
Toxorhynchites rutilus septentrionalis is the source of this 2611-nucleotide messenger RNA. Its product is annotated as peroxidase. Gene Ontology annotation, molecular function: heme binding; peroxidase activity. The coding region runs from base 211 to 2259 and encodes 682 amino acids. Gene Ontology annotation, biological process: response to oxidative stress. The transcript has a single exon. NCBI's taxonomy places the organism in Eukaryota, Metazoa, Arthropoda, Insecta, Diptera, Culicidae. The record is from RefSeq and is a predicted model, not a curated record.